AUGUUAAAUGUGGAGUGCAUUGAGAAAUGCCAGAAGCCCCAGUGGGACCCCAAGUUUAUCUUUGACCAAGAUCAGGACACCUUUAACCCAAAUGAAGUGGUGAAGAUGAGAUGCCCUGAGGGGCACUGGCCUCCUCCCAUGGAGAUCAAAUGCAUGAAGCUGGACCCAGAGGAAGGCUCCAUGAUUCCUCAGAGCAGCUGGUUUGUAAGGAACAGCACGGGUCUCUGGCACCGUGUGAAGGGGAGCUUGACCUGUGUGGAUGUCCUCCAGGUUGUCCCUGAGACCUUGGAGAUUUCAAGCACCAGCAUCAAACUGAACUGGACCUGCAGGCUCCCUGACACCUGCCAGCACAUUCGGGCCACAUGCCGUCUGGAAGAGCCUUCCUCCCCUCCCUGUGAAGCUGAGGAGGUGAAGGGAGAGGAGCUGCUACGUGGCUGGAAGGGAACAUUUUCCUGUCCACCUCUGCAGCCCUUCACUGUCUACACCGUCACCAUCUCACUGCCACCCAGCACGAUCCUGUACACACGGCUUCUGAGGACGAAGGAAACGGGUAUGCUUACACGAGAUGUAAAGGUGCCCUUUGCCUGGCAGCUCAGCCUGAUCAUCUGCUCCCUGCAGUGA
Messenger RNA from Falco peregrinus (peregrine falcon), 621 nucleotides. RefSeq lists its product as uncharacterized. Lineage: Eukaryota; Metazoa; Chordata; Aves; Falconiformes; Falconidae. The transcript is spliced from 3 exons. The record is from RefSeq and is a predicted model, not a curated record. Bases 1 to 621 code for a protein of 206 amino acids.